Molecule: messenger RNA, 2337 nt
Organism: Symbiodinium sp. CCMP2456
Lineage: Eukaryota; Dinophyceae; Suessiales; Symbiodiniaceae
Source: the annotation of a GenBank genome assembly
AUGCUAGACCGUAUCUCCAGGCCAGCUGGUGUGAACCUUCGCCUACUGCCAUCACUGGCACCUCCAGGUGAUGGGUGCCACCGCAUUUGGCGGCGUUCGCACAAAAAAUGCCGUGAUCAAACGGAUGAGGUGAAGGAGUGGUACUGCCACAAGCGCCACGUUCUGGUUUUCACCUACAGUGGGAAACCUGUGUACUCGCGCUAUGGCGAAGAGGAUGGUCUCAGUGGCACCACCGGUGCGCUGUCAGCCAUUGUGUCCAAGAUGGCCAAGUUCUUCUUUUGCGACAGUACCACAACGGAUUGUUUGAGGUACAUGACUGCGGGCGAGCACGUCUUUACCUUUCUGGAGAGGGGACCCCUUUGGCUGGUCUGCAUAUCAUGCAGUGGCGAUCUGUAUGGUGACAUGGUGUGCUUGCUGGAGCGCGUCCACAUGCAAAUCAUUACCAUCCUCACAGCUGGAAUCGAAAGAACCCUAGUCAGCCGCCCCAACUACGACAUGAGAGGGCUGCUUGGAGGCACGGAGCAGGUCGUCAACAGCAUGAUUCGAUGGUGUGUGCAGGACAUGUUCUUGCAGUGCGAGGGUUUUGAAGCACUUCCUCUGGCCCCGAGUGUGCGAAAUGCAGCAACGGAGGCAUUGAAGUCAGCGAGACUUCCAAAUGUUCUUUUUGCUUUUCUGAUGGCCGGGCAUCGGGUCCUCAGUGCCGUCUCGAACAGGCAGUACCGCCUAAACGCUCUGGACCUGGGCAUGGUGAUCAAUAUCAUCAUGUCGUCUGCUUCACUGCGGACGGGAGAGUCGUGGACACCUGUGUGCAUGAGCCAGUACAAUGAUAAGGGGUUUGCCUAUGCAUACAUCUCUUUCCUGGAAGGUUCGGAUGUGGGGGUGGUCUUCCUAUCCACAGCUUCAGACGGAGAGCAGUUUUACGCAAUUUCACAACAAGCUGCCAUGGUGAAGGAUGCGUUGAAGCAGCCCGGCUGUGCUGAGGGCAUCGAGGAAGCAAUCUCAAAAAGUCCGAUUGACCUGGCAUCAGUUUCUCGGGGGACGCUCAACGCUCCCGCAGAAUCCAGCCCAGGUACGCGUGCUUCAAUACCAAGAAGAUCACUCCUGGCCCCUGGAAACCCGCAGUGGCAGCUGCUGGAGGGCGUCAUACAUGCCGCGUACUAUGUGCCAGCUUUGCAGCAAUACUUUUCUUCACAAAUCGCCGAGGCGUACCAGUCGAGACGCAGAGUAAAAAUGCUUUUCCGAAAUUAUGGACGUUGUCGUCAACUACUGCGCAAUGCCAAAGUGCCGUGCCAGAUAUGCGUUGCAACGGACCAUGAGUGUUUCUACGUGUCCAUGGCAGCGGACUACCAGCUUUUCCUAUCCGCUAACGUGACGGUAGGAACACUGGCAUGUUCUUUUUUCAUAGAAGAGCAGGCUUCCGAGACCGUCUCCGAGCCAAAGGCUGUUGCCAAGCGCAAACAGCCGAAGCGGAGGGCAAAGCCAAAGGAGGAAACCCAGGAAAUUGUCGCCGUCCCAGCUGAGGUGCCAGCGAGGCGACGCCAUGGCAGCAAGGCCAACCUGCCAGCGAAGCAACCUGCCAUGCCGACGAAGACAAAUUCCGCCAGCAGGGCCUUCAGGAAGCGCUUGGACGUGGAUCUGGCGCAUAAGAUGACAUCGGCGAAUCCUGCAGAGCGUCAACAGUCGGAGGAAUCCGUUCAAGGAGCUGCUGGUGAGGUCGGAGGUGUUUGCGUUGGACUUUUUGAAAGCUUCUAUGCUGAGCGCAUCGAUGUCCAGGACCUUGUUGCCCUGAUGCGACGCUUCUCGCACGAGAACGACAGCAAUCUGCGGCGCAUCCAUCAAAAGGCGGUGGCGCUGCUCCUGGAGGAUUUUCAGUCUUUGCCACACUGGCCCGAAAAAGAGCUCCUGCGGACCGGUGAGCUCUUGGGACAACUCAUCCGCUGGACUCCUGGCAUUUCAUCUAACGAUGCAUCGGGAAGCGUUGGACCUGGCGAACUGUCAGGCAUCCAAGCCGGUGUGGCGUGGACGCCUGCGCCCAAGCCGUUGUUUUUUCGAAGGUUUGAAGCUGCUGUUAGAGUCACUGCAGGCACCACCACGCGCCAAGCAAGGAGAAGCGAGACCGUGAAGCGAGAGGUAGAGCUGGACACGCUGAAGUUCUGCCUUACGGACGACGACGUGCAGGCGAAGCCAUGUUAUGCCGCUAUGCCAUGCGUAGCCGAGGCUUUGGCCAGAGAUCUGCCUGUUCAGUUGGAUGCAGCGGCUUCGUCCAACGAGACGAGCAAGUCAGACACGAGACUGCAAUCGGGCAGCUGCGGCGAGCAAGUGCCUGAAAGUGCGUAG